AUGGCUAAUCCAAAAGCUUUUCUACAUGAAUGGUGUGCAAAGAAUAAUUUGGAACCACAGUUUCAAACCAAGCAAGCCGGUUCAGAGUAUAAACUACAGUUUAUAUGUGAAGUUACUGUAACUGGACAUAAUUACAUAGGUUUAGGAAAUUCAAAUAAAAAAAAAUCAGCUCAAUUAGAUGCAUCAAAAGACUAUCUCUUAUACUUGACAAGGCAGGGAUUGGUAUCUACUGAUUCGUUACCAUCUAAUUGUAUUUCUAGUCCUGCUUCAAAUGAUUUAAUGAUUGAUGCAUCCCAAAGAUUAAUGAAUAAUGUGCUACCAAAAUCUGCUCAUCAAGAAAACGAAACUCCCAAUAUGCUUGGUGAUGCUUAUCGACCAAAUGGGAAUGUUCAGUUUAAAAAUUGUUUAAAUGACAACAGUUUAGUUGAAAAGGCAGAAAGUUUAGAUGUGCAUUUUGAUGUAUGUGGUAAUUCGACAGUUGAUAAUACCAAAUUUAUUCAAUCUAAUGAGUUAAAAAAAAAUCCAAAAGCUUUUCUACAAGAAUGGUGUGCAAAGAAUAACUUGGAACUACAGUUUGAAGCCAUGCAAUCUGGUACAAAACUUAGACCACAAUUUAAAUUUGAAAUUACUCUAACUGGACAUAAUUACAUAGGUAUGGGAAAUUCAACUAAUAUAAAAAAUGCUCAAGAAAAUGCAUUCUACGAUUUUCUCUUAUACUUGACGAGGGAAGGAUUUGUAUCUACUGAUUCGUUACCAUCUAAUUGUAUUUCUGGUCCUGCUUCAAAUGAUUUAAUGGUUGAUGCAUCCCAAAGAUUAAUGAAUAAUGUGCAACCAAAAUCUGCUUAUCAAGAAAACAAAACUCCCAAUAUACUCGGUGAAGCUUAUCGACCAGUUGGGAAGGCAAAUUUUCAGUUUAAUGAUUUUUUGAAUGACAAAAGUAAUGUUGAAGAGGCAAAACGUUUAGAUGCGAAUGCCGCUGUACACGGUGGUUGGACAAUUGAUAACGCUAAAUUACGUUUAAAUCAAUUUAUUCAAUCUAAAAAGUUAAACAACACUGAUUACAAAUAUAGUUCUAUCGGGAAGUAA
Macrosiphum euphorbiae (potato aphid) is the source of this 1086-nucleotide messenger RNA. The record is from the annotation of a GenBank genome assembly. Lineage: Eukaryota; Metazoa; Arthropoda; Insecta; Hemiptera; Aphididae.